Molecule: messenger RNA, 7477 nt
Organism: Coregonus sp. 'balchen'
Lineage: Eukaryota; Metazoa; Chordata; Actinopteri; Salmoniformes; Salmonidae
Source: the annotation of a GenBank genome assembly
AUGUGGGAACUGCAGGACGUGCUGACCUUCGACAUGUCUGCUGACGGCAUGAACGACAUCCGGGCACGGCGCCUGCUGCAGCAGAUCGACGCCCAGGUGCUGCUGGUAUACUGCUCCCAUGAGGAGGCCCAGUACCUGUUCAGUAUGGCCAGAGAGGCCGGCCUGCUGGGGCCUGGCUACAUCUGGAUCCUCCCCAGCCUUGCCGUGGGGAACCCAGACAUGCCCCCACCAAACAGCUUCCCUGUGGGCCUCAUCAGCAUCAUCACUGACCGCUGGCGGAUGAGCCUGAGGAAGAGGGUGCGGGACGGGGUGGCCAUCGUGGUCAAAGGGGUGCAGAGCUUCCGCAAACAGAGGGGCUUCAUCCCCGAGGGCCAUAACGACUGCCACAGCCCUGUUAGGGCAUCUUCUAAUGAUACACUAUUCAGGUGUGUGGAGGUGGGGGGGAUGGAAGGGGGGCAUACUGACAUACUGUAGGUUCAAGAUUGUUCAUUGCAAUAAGAAAAGCCAACCAAAAUGGAGAGAUUAAGUGAUAACUGUAGCAGAUAGAGAAGGACUGACUUGAAACAGAGAGAGAGAGUUGGCAACAUCAGUCAACAGUUGCUCAACAGUCAUUUAGCUGUGGCUUUCCAUCUGCUUAAUGUUGUGGUGGCGGGUAACAUGGUAGUCUCCAUGUUACUCCCUUAACCCCUGCCUGCCAACUCAUCCAUCCUACCUCUGUCCCAUCACCUCACUGUUGGAAGCACUGGCAUCACAGAGAGAUGAUGUGUCCUGUCAUACUAGCCCAGCCCAAAAGAGCAAUCUGGUGCCAUCUGUGCCAGGGAACAUGGAGCAAAUCCUAUUUGGUUCGAGAACAUUUUUAAUCAGCCAAAGGGAGGCUCGGCUUCUGUAGGGAAAACAGAUUCAGCGUCAGCAUUUGAGACUGGACUGGGAGGAUUGGGGAGUUUCCAGGCAGGGUACAGGGGGGUAUUCUUUAUUAAUUUUUGCAGACCAGGAUCGUAAUAUGAAAUCUGACACAGUUCAGUGGUAUUAAAACAUCACUUUCUCCUCAGAAGUAAUUUUCUAUUUUCUGAAAGUGGCUAGCCUGAGGGAAAGAUAACUUCUCUUUUUGUAAAUCGAAAUCCUUCAUGAAAAAGGAGAAACGUCUGGGCAGCUGUAUUUCAGCCUUUGAUUUGAGUCAUACUGCUGUUCCAACCCCUACUAUUUCCACUUUAAAGGCAAAAAUGUCCUGAGUCGAAUAGCAAUGACCAAAGAGUUGGUAAUAUGAGGGUCCGGCAGGCCUGCUACAGCACUCUCCGUCUGCUCACCACUCUUUUAUUUCCCUCCCUGGCACAACGUUGUUCUUUCUCACAGACCCUAUUCAAAGGGAGACACUUCAAACGGUGCAGUGCCUCGCUCUCUCCUCGGCGGUCAAUAGAUUCAACACCUCAUUUAAUUAGGUCUUUUUUUAAUGAGCUUUUGAUUAUAAAUCACUCCACCUGUUAAUAAGAUUAUCACAGAUUACCAGAUUAAACAAGCCUUUCACAUGGACUAGACAGAGGGCCCGUUCAUUACCCAGCAUGCUUUCAUCACCUCUGCUGGACUGAGAGAGAGAGCAGCCUCGCAGGGCGUGAUGACAGGGAGUUCACAGCAUGUCAAUAGCUAUGUGCAAAACAAGCAGCAUGUGGUGCUUUAGAAAUAGGAUGAAACCAUUGGAAGAUUGGAUUAAUGGGCAUUAACGACUAUUAGUACAGUGUUGUAAUGAGUAUUUAACCCUCUGAUUGAUUUCCCUUGUUUCCAGGCACAUGUUAAACGUAACAUGGGAACACAACGACUUCUCGUUCAACCCUGAAGGGUACCUGAUCAACCCAGCCAUGGUCAUCAUCACCUUAGACCGGGAGAGACAGUGGGAUAAGGUGAGACAUUACACUUCAUUAUAUUCCUCCCAAUCAGUAAAACUAGGGUUGGUCUUUGUGUUAUCUGACUACAAGGUAAUAAGGCUAUAUAACCUGCUCAUUACGAAAGGAAAAACUCCAGAAAGUGUUAUUAACAACACAUUAAUUACUUAAUUACUUCCUCAUUCACCCUGUAUUUUCAUGAACUAUCCCUGACAGGUCUUGACUUGGGCAUAUUGUGCGCUGUUACAUUUCCUUUGCAUCACCUGUUACAAAAUGCAUGCUGUCCACCUAAUAGGCUAGCAUUGGGCUCUAACUGCCUCCUACCCAUCACAGUGUCCUAAUCGGCCACUAUACCUCUACAUACCACAGGCCUAGUGUGAUUACACGUCUGACUGGUCUCUCUAUAAACACCAGCUAUUCAAAUCAGCCAGCCUAGCGUUCCACUACCUCAGAGCCACCAGCUCUUAGCGAACAGAACGUUGUCUCACACUUCAUACCCUCUAUCUGUAAUCCCUUCUUCACCCCCCAUGACGAGUCAAUGUGAGAAAUUCUGCAGCCUCAAUUACCAGCAGGCUUUAUUGAAGGUAGAUAUUGUCAGGGGGUUCCCAGUAGGGAGUAGACACUGAAGGGAGGUGGAGGAUGGUUUUCUUCCUUAAAUGCAGUCAGUGGUUGAAUGGAGGUUGAUGUGUGUCAGAACAUGUUGGGCCAAACCUCAUCUCUGGGUAAACACCCCCGGGCCUUCUCCAGCUUAUUACGUGCUAUCGAUGUUCUCUCAAGUUUGGUUCCUAAUAAUUUCAGAUAUGUUAUUGAAAUUUAGGCCUAUGCCUCUGUAAUUGAAGGGUCUGACAGUGUACUGUACUGUAGGCUAUCAGAUGUGUGGUGGGUCAGAGAGAGAGAGGGUAGUAGUCUAUUGACAGCUUGAGCCAAUGGAAAGGUUGCAAUUAAAAAUACAACAGAAGAUGAAUGAGCAGUGUAGUGAAUCCACUUUGAGGUUGAGAUGUCAACAAGCUUACUGCUGGACGUGAUCAAUAAGACUCAUCAUUAGACUCCGUUACUGGAAAUAUCUGAGCUACUCAAAAAAGUUACCUGAAGUGAUUCUUCAAAAGAAUAACAAGAAAACAUGCUCAUUCAUUGCAGAUCAAUGAGGCAAACGUACACUGAGUGUACAAAACAUUAGGAACUCUUUCCAUGACAUAGACUGACCAGGUGAAUCCAGGUGAAAGCUAUUAUCCCUUUUCACUUCAAUCAGUGUAGAUGAAGGGGAGGAGACAGGUUAAAUAAUAAUUGUUUUGCCUUGAGACAAUUGAGACAUGGAUUGUGUAUGUGUGCCAUUUAGAGGGUGAAUGGGCAAGACAAAAUAUUUAUGUGCCUUUGAACGGGGUAUGGUAGUAGGUGCCAGGCGUACCGGUUUGAGUGUUUUCAAGAACUGUAACGCUGCUGGGUUUUUCAUGCUCAACAGUUUCCCAGAAUGAUCCUCCACCCAAAGGACAUCCAGCUAACUUGACACAACUGUGAGAAGCAUUGGAGUCAACAUGGGCCAGAAUCCCUAUGGAACGCUUUGGAAACCUUGUAGUGUCCAGCACUCCUUCAUUCUCCCCUUCGCUCAAUUCAUUUUUUAAUUUUCCUUUGUGUUCCACCUUAAACUGCACCUUGCUUUUACUCCUUAUCCUGGCAAAGAGAAGGAGGAGGAGAAGAAGAGGAGGAGAAGAAGAGGAGGAGAAGAAGAGGAUAAGUCUUUCUCUCUCCUUAGUUUUAGCCAGUCUGAGCCUUACAGUAUGUUUCUGGAUUUGACAACAGCUAAUGGGGAUCCUAAGAAAAUACAACAAAUACCAAAUCAUUAGGAACAUUGCUCACUCCAAGUAUUAUCCAAGCUCAGGCUAUAGGCAUUUGAGAUCUUGGCUCCCUCUCUCAUCUCCAAUAUGUUACAAAGGCAAACUGACAAGUCUGUUCUUUGACACAAACAAAGAGGUUUGGCUCUGUAAAGCCAGUAAAAAGAGUGAGGGGACACUCUUACUCUCUCUUUUCCUCUUAAAGCUGGUAAACUACGCAUCUUUUCACCAAGCGCUUAGAAUCAAUCUCUCCUUCUGAUUGCUUUUGUUAUUUCUACUAGAAGUCCCAGCCACUCAUCGCAUUGUGUUCAGUCAUCUCGGAAACAACCCCCCACAGCUCAGCUCUCACCCAUGAUAUUUCCUGGCACACUAAAGACUGAUGGCACACUCCUCUGCUCAUUUAUUAUCCAGGUAAAUCACCACAGUGCUCUUUCCAAAUGUAGUUGGGCUGACAGUUGAUGGUCAGCCAUUCUUUACAACAGACAAAAAUACUUAUCCUCCAGCUACAGUACUAUCCAGAUCCUCCACCCUCGAGCCUCUUCCCACCCAAAAAAAGUCAGCUUGGGAGAAGAGGAGAGAGAGAGCGAGAGAGAGCGAGAGCGAGACGGAAAUAGAGAGAGAGAGAGAGAGAGAGAGAGAGAGAGAGAGAGAGAGAGAGAGAGAGAGAGAGAGAGAGAGAGAGAGAGAGAGAGAGAGAGAAAACAUUGAGGAAGAGACAGGAAGUGAUAUAGAGAUGAGUGAGAAUGAAGCCCUGGAGGCUGGAGCCUGCUCCCGUCACAGCUCCUAUCCUGCUGGUUGAUAUACAGUGUUGGGGAAGCGACUGCUUCCUAGACGUACAUUUCCUCCAGUCCUCCUGAAAUUAUAGCGAGGUACACAGGAAGUUGAUUUCCAAACACUUCUGGGGUCAAAAUAUUUGUUCAAUAGGCUCCUCAUGAUAUAUGGUCUCGAAGUGACAUAGUCAAUUAAACUUUUUCUGUUUCCAGUCUACAAGGGAAUAAAGUUGUCACGGAUUCAGCAGAGGCUGCUCCUCCUCCUUGCGCGGGCAGGCUUCGGCGUUCGUCGUCCCCGGAGUACUAGCUGCUGCCGAUUGAUGGUUCGGUGUUUGUCUUGUUUAGUCUUUAUUGUUUACACCUGUUCCCCAUUAUGUUUGAUUGUAUUCCCUAUAUUUACCCCUGUCUCUCAUUUGGUAUUUUGUGUGUUAUUGUUUGUUGUCAUUUCCGGCAGUUCGUGUAUGUACGGGUCUUUGUGCUUUCCUCCCUGUUUUGGAGGUUUGUUGUUGUGUACGUUGAUUUUACUGUGUUCAGUAAAUAACGUUGCCAGCCGCUCUGUGUCCUGCUUUUGACUUCGCUACCGCAUACACGUCGCAUGACAAAAGUACUAGUUCACUCACAACUCAUAGAACACAAUCGGAAACUUUCUUCAAACAGAGCUUCAGGAUAUUAUAUUGUUUAUAACUAAAAUAAGUUGCUUAAAAACCUAUUAGGUCAAAGAGACCUGGUUGAGAUUACCUUCUAACAGUCAUUUCUAGAUAACAAGCAUUGGGUGUUUAGCAGGCUGCUUCAGUGUGGAGUUGUGUGUGAUAACGUGGCCCCGUGGGCAGUGUGGGGAGGAGCUUCAUUUCGCUAGCAGCAUGGCGGUGGAUUCUAAUGAGCCACAGGGCUGAGAUGCGUUUCAUCCCAGUGCAUUUUGAUGAGAUUUACCAUUGUGAUCCAUUGACAAGCCCAUAAACUGGGAGAAAGGAAAACAAGAGGAUUAAUCAAUAGUCUGGCAGGAGAGACAGGAAUAACUAUUUUGUUGUCCUUUGUGACAUUUACAUUUUAGUAGACACUCUUAUCCAGAGCGACUUACAGUUAGUGAGUGCAUAUAUUAUUUUAUUUUUUCAUACUGGUCCCCCGUGGGAAACGAACCCACAACCCUGGCGUUGCAAACACCAUGCUCUACCAACUGAGCUACACAGGACUACCUGACAAUAAUGACUGCAAUAAUCAGAUAACAUCAUCAUGGCUUCCAGUAUUAGUAUGAGAGAUUCUUAUGAAGCAAAGGCAUUUGUCAGUGGUACGGGUUGACCUCCUGUUUCUCCUAAAGGGUUAUGAUAAAACGUUUAGGACAGCCAAUCAUUUUCCAAAGUAAGCAGAAUUAUGCAGUCUUUGACUCUGCUGUAAAAUCAAAUAAGAGGUGAUGCAAAUUAAAUGACAAUUUCUCAUGUGUGAGGUCAGUUGCUUGUGAUCAUCGUGAUAUUAAAAUAUGUGAUUUAGAUUUUGCUCAGAUAUGUCAAAUAUUAUUAUUGUUAUUGUAAAGUUUUAAAUUUCAGUGCUCAUUUUAUUGCGUCUUAGAUGUCUCAGUGUUGGCCAAGCAUUAUUUUAGUGACCCCCUGACAUGAAUUAAAGAUGGCAGUGCAAUCCAUACAUUCUAAAAGGGUAUUGACCAGUCUUCUGCCUUUGUAGAGGUAGCUGAUUGAACACAAACAUGUUGUUAAAUGUUCUUAAUGUGAGCAAUGAAAUGGUUUUACCCUGCAGCCUUUUGCUGCUGAUGCUUGUGACAAUCCGCCAAUAUAUUGACAGAAACAUAAAAGUUGGUCAAUAUGGUCAAUGUGCAAACACAGUAACAAUGAAUACAAUUAUCAACACAGUUCACAAUCCAUUUUAAUGUGGCGCCGUAAUAAUUAGGAGGCAUAAAAAGCAAUCAAAACAAAAACAUUCUGGAGAGAAUACUUAUUUGUAGCGUUUGUCUCUUUGUUUAACCUUAAACAACUCUCAAUUAUGGAACUUCACUGAUUAAAGGCACAAUAUGUUUGCCAUUAAGAACGAUUAAAUCAUCAUCACUAUGUAAACGUUUACAACCUCAUCCUCAACGCAUAAAACCAUAGAGAACAAUAAUAGAAGUGUUACUUGCGUUGGGCUCUGUGAAAGCCACAGUUUAAUUACUGGGUGUGAUCACUUGUUUUCUGAGUCACUGCAAUGAAGCAGAGAAGUGCUGUUCAGCAUACUGAACUACUUCAUCACCACUGAGAUGGAGAACUGUGUUUGGUAAUGGAGGAAACAGCAGAUAAAGAGUUUGGUCCUCUGUGACCCGCUGAUCCUCACAGCUUGAGAACAGAUGUUCAGAGUGAGACUAGACAAACUUCUCUAACUUAGUACAAGGAGACAUCACAGGUGGUGCAACUCCUCAGUGUGUGCCUCAGGAUUGUUGAGGUCUAUUUCAAAUGGGAAAAGAUCUUGUCUUUCUGCAUCCUGAUAUAUAUUUGAUUGACUGCAUGUUUUCCUAGUGGAAAUGAGAGAAUCCAUCAUUUAGCAUUCACAACAGGAGAAUGUAUUACGUUUUUUUCGUCGUCUCUGUAAUAAAAUAUAAUAAAAUACACAGGAAAAUGGAUAACAAAACAUGCAGACCUGGAAAUAACAUUUCCUCCACUUAAUCUAUCUUGGCAUUUCCCACACGGCUGCAUUGAAAUCAGACACAAAUACUCUGAGGAGUAGUUUGAGAUGUGAUUGUAUUGCAGGUUUAAAUACCGAUAAGCUAAAGUAUGACUCAUGCCUGUUCUUUUCCCUUCUCUCUCUUGUCUUCCAGGUGGGGAACUAUGAGAUGGGGAUCCUGCAGAUGAGAUACCCGGUGUGGCCUCGCUACGGCACCUAUCUGGAGCCUGUAUCAGAUAACAGACACUUGACUGUGGCCACCCUGGAGGAACGUCCCUUUGUCAUAGUGGAGGCUGUCGACCCCAUGACUGGGACCUGUGUCAGCAACACUGUGCCCUGCCGCCGCCAGUCCAACAAGACAGAG